Dacryopinax primogenitus is the source of this 1023-nucleotide messenger RNA. Its product is annotated as carbon-nitrogen hydrolase. Lineage: Eukaryota; Fungi; Basidiomycota; Dacrymycetes; Dacrymycetales; Dacrymycetaceae. The record is from RefSeq and is a predicted model, not a curated record. Gene Ontology annotation, molecular function: catalytic activity. Bases 1 to 1023 code for a protein of 340 amino acids. The transcript has 3 exons.
AUGUCCCGCCUACGAGUCUCCGUCGUCCAAUCCUGUCCUCCUCAACUAUCUCUCUCCUCUCGUUCACCAUCCGAAUCCCUCUCUCUAACACUCUCAAAGCUCGACGCCCUCACAGCCCAAGUCGCUGCCCAAAACUCCGGGUUUGCCGUCUUCCCAGAAGCGUUCAUUGGUGGAUACCCCAAGUUUGCUACGUUUGGAGCGACGAUAGGUGAUAGGCAGCCUGAGGGGAGGGAUGACUACCUCGCCUACUGGUCCGGUGCCAUCCCUCUCCCAGCAACAUCCUCCUUGCCCGUCCCUCCUGGUUCGCCCGUAUUAGCAGAGUACACAGCGCUGCAGCAAAUCCUUUCCACUUCGUCAAAACACGGCGUCUUCCUCGUCUUGGGGGUCAUAGAGCGCUCGGGGGGAACGCUGUACUGUACCCUGCUCGCUGUGCACCCCGAGCAUGGCCUGGUGGGCAAGAGGCGCAAGCUGAUGCCCACUGCGGCGGAGCGUGUCGUCUGGGGCCAAGGGGAGCCGGAGGACUUGGACGUUCUCGUCACUCGUGUCAAAGGGCUAGGCAGUGAGGAAGAAGCAGAAGAUGUCCAAGUGCGAGUGAGCAAGUCCGUUUGUUGGGAGAACUACAUGCCCUUGCUACGCACCCACUUCUACUCGCAGAACGUCCAGCUAUAUUGUGCGCCUACUGUUGACUCCCGUCCUGCCUGGGAGCAUAGCAUGAUCCACAUAGCGCUCGAAGGCCGUUGUUUCGUCCUCUCUGCAUGCCAGUUCUCCCAGCAGUCGAACUACGGCCCUGCGCACCCCGUUGGUCCAGGACAGGAAAGGGAUAGCGAGGGAGUGGUCAUCGCCGGUGGGAGCUGUAUUAUCAGCCCUAUGGGAGAGGUGCUUGCUGGCCCACUUCGAGGACGUGAAGGUGUGUUGACGGCAGAGAUUGACCUCGAGGACUGUGUGAGGGGGAAGAUGGACCUCGACGUUACUGGGCAUUAUGCACGUCCAGACGUCUUCCAGUUAACAGUGCGCACCAAAUGA